UCGGAAGUGGGUCCAUCCAGCCAACGUCCCAGCUCAUGCAUUUUCUGUAUAACUGAACUACUGCUUAGCGGAAAUAUGGCUGGUGAGGAUGACGAUUUGGUCCAUUCAAGGAUGAGUAGAACUCUAAUCAUCCGGCACCUACCCGCUGACCUGUCCAGGGAUGAGAAAGAGGAUCUAUUGAAGUACUUUGGAGCAGUGGCAGUCAGAGUCUUCUCCGAUAAAGGAGUACUGAGACACACAGCCUUUGCUACAUUUGGCAGUGAAAAGUCUGCAGCAAAGGCUCUAAAAAGGCUUCACCAGCUGCAAAUUCUCAACCAUACCCUGGUGGUAGAGUUUGCUAAGGAGCAAGAACAUGUCACAGUUCUGAAAGACCCACCUGUAUCAGACAGUGCAACAGAUGGCAAAGACGUGAAGAAGAAAAAAGAGGUGAAACAGCCAAGUGUUGCCUUAUUAGAAAUGGGCGUCGCACCCAAACUCGGGUUAAAGUUUCAAACAAAUCCCAGUCUGAAAUAUUUAUAUCCACCUCCUUCAAAUGGGAUCCUGACAAACAUAGCACAUGCCCUUCUUAGUGUACCCAAGUUUUACGUUCAGGUUCUGCACCUGAUGAACAAGAUGAAUUUGCCUUCUCCAUUUGGCCCCAUCACAGCAAGACCACCGAUGUUUGAGACGCAUCCAGGACCCCCACCACCUAUGCCACCUCCCUAUCCUCCCCAUUGUCCCCCCCUACCAACAGAUGAGAUGGAUCUGUCCACUGAGGAGUCUGAGUAUGACAGUGGAGACGAUGAGGAUAAAGAGAGGAUGAUUCGCCUGAUGGGUCUGGUCAACCAAGCAUGCAAGAGACCCCUGAGAACUAAAGUGUCCUCCAAGAGAAAGAAACCCAAGUUUAAGGACCUUCUGUUGGUCCCAAAGCCUGACUGUCAGAGUGGUCCAGGACCUACCCUGCAGCCAUCAGACGUGUUUGAGCAGCCCCUGCCCUGCGGACAGAAGAAGAUUGAGUUCCACAUCUCAGCAGAAGUGUCAACCAUUCUCGGAGGAGGCUCCAUUCAGCCACAGGAGGCCACUGAGCCAGCUAAUGAGGCUGAAGGGAGAGCCAUUAAGCCAUCUGUGACAACGGAAGUAUAUGAUGAGAUGGCAACCACAACAACCCAGGAGGAUCCACGGGAGGGCUUUGGGAAGAUCUACCCCGCCAUCCAGGCCUCACAGCAGGAGGAGGAAAGUGAUGAGGAUGAAGAUAUCCCCUCAGAUGUCAUCUCCAGGAAGGAACUAGAAAAGGGAAGGCUGUCCAGAGAUGAGAUAAAAAGAAUGUCUGUGUUCAAAAAUUAUGAACCCGGAGAGCCGACCUGCAGACUUUAUGUGAAGAACAUCGCCAAGUCAGUGGAGGAGAAGGAUCUGAAAUACAUCUAUGGAAGAUACAUUGACAUCUCAUCUGAGGCUGAAAGAAACAUGUUUGACAUAGUGUUGAUGAAGGAUGGCCGUAUGAAGGGCCAGGCGUUUGUAGGACUUCCCAGUGAAAGGAGUGCAGAGAAGGCCCUGAGAGACACCAAUGGUUACGUACUCUACGACAAGCCCCUCGUCGUUUCGUUUGCCAGGUCUGCUAGACCUAAAUCCGACGCCCCGGACCCCAAGAAAGGACCAAAAAUAACACGAUAAACAGAUGUUGAUGUGAAGUUGAAGUUACAUGGUGAUAUUGUGGCCUGGCAGUCCACUCAGUACCAUUUGUAUCCUUCUCUUUCUGUCAUAUCCUUUCAAAAGCUUAUGGUUUACAAUGCCAUGAUACCUGUCUGUUGUCACCUCUUGUGUGCAUAACGUUAGACCCCUGGGCUCCUGAGUCCCUUUUCUGGGGUUUUCAAGUUCCAUUUUUAAUUGGUUGCCUUAGUGCCACCUACAAAACCGUUUUUAUUCUCUAGGUAAUGAUUUGGUUAAACAGCAAUGUUCUUUUUCUGAUAUUCAACUCUCGAUUCUGUUUUUCAAGUUUGAUCUGAGCCACUCUGUGCCCCUCAGUCACCCUCCUCUCAACAAAUAACUGUGACAACAGCAUCCCAUUUGGGCAUGAAACUAGUCCCAUGGGAAACUACUGGCCUGUGCAAUGCAAAUGUCCUUAAUCAAGUGGCAAAAGAUGCAGAAUGAUAUAGCAAGACGAAUGAAUGAGAAACACAAGAUAUAACUAAAUUUACCAUGGCCUGUAAGAUCGCCAAAGACGAGACGCCAUUUACAUAGUUGAAAUCAGGCUCAAUCUCAAGAAUGUUAAAGAUGCAAUAUGUGUUUGCUUUAUUGACAUGAUAGUGGACAAUAUAGAAUGUAUACCAUGGAUUAAGUAGCCUUCUCCCCUACACACUGACAUAAAUUUGUGUUAAGAGAAACCUUUUAAUGGCCUUAUUACUGAUGUUCAGUUGGAGAACAAUGUGCUCAUUACCCAAAACACCCCUGACGUCAACCAAAACACGUCACAAUCUAAUCGUGUUGAAACUGCUACAAGGCCUGGUUUUAAAUAUGUUGUGAAAUCUGUAUAUAGUAGUUGUAAAUAUACUAUGUUUAAACCACACAUUUACAAGUCUAAAACAUCAGGAAUAGCCUUCUAUUCUGAACGUGUGGCUUGUGUGUAGAAUCAUGACUAGUACAUUUUGGCCAGUACAAAAUCUAGUUAUACCAAAACAGAAGGCAUUUACUAUAAUGUAAAAUGAUUAAAUCAACCCAAUACUAAUGUUCUCUACAAUUGCACGAUUAGGUCUAGCCAUGAUUCAUUUUCAAAAACCUACUGUACGACCUAAUGCUAUUAGCCUAAUCAUCAACGUAAAGACAGCUGUCUAAACAAACAUGAAUUCAGUAAUUUGAUUAGAUUUUAUGUAUGAAUAAAGAAAUAUUCCAAAUA
Esox lucius (northern pike) is the source of this 2869-nucleotide messenger RNA. It is a transcript of the gene rnpc3, whose product is annotated as RNA-binding region (RNP1, RRM) containing 3. Gene Ontology annotation, cellular component: U12-type spliceosomal complex. Gene Ontology annotation, molecular function: pre-mRNA intronic binding; U12 snRNA binding; protein binding. Gene Ontology annotation, biological process: mRNA splicing, via spliceosome. The transcript is spliced from 16 exons. Bases 76 to 1650 code for a protein of 524 amino acids. NCBI's taxonomy places the organism in Eukaryota, Metazoa, Chordata, Actinopteri, Esociformes, Esocidae. The record is from RefSeq and is a predicted model, not a curated record.